AGCGACUACGGUUAAUAACAACGUUGAGUCGGCAACUCCGCAGUCAGACGGGCACCGGCGACCAACACGCAUCGGCAGCGACGCGUUGCUCUGAUAAAAGCGGCAGCAAAGAAUACGAAAAAAGUUGAAAGAAAACAUAUGUAGAAAUACGCUAAUAUAUAUUGUAUAGUACGUUAGUCGGUAUCAGUCGCGAGUUUCUCGGCAUUAUAACAAAAUAAACGAAAUGAACUGAUACCAAAUCGAGUUGUUGUCGCAACUGCAACUGGCCACGAUUACUGAUUGUCAUUGAAAAAGGUGCAGCAGCAAUUAUCAUUGAACCGGCGACCAGCAACAGCAGAUACCCACGAUCCUUGAACAACAUGAGCAACACCAUGACCGCCGCCCAUGAGCCGACCAUGCACUAUCUGGACAGCAUCUUGAAUGAGGAGGAGAAGCGCUGCGAUCAAUACUCGCAUCAAUGGCGCAAUUUCACAAUAUCACGCUCGGGCCGCUUCAGGUCGAAGAACAAGAAACGGGACGUGGUCGACGGGAAACUGUUCGAUGGCAAGGAAAAUGAUAAGAUCUCAGCGCGCAAUACAACCAGCGCCAUGUCCAAAUCAUCCUGCUCCUAUAAUACAAAUACAACAACUGGCGGCAGUGCAGCGACAACAACGGGAACGUCCUCGGUGCGAAGUCAACGUGACAAAACGGAGAGCUAUAAAAGUUUUUACGAAACAAAUUUAUAGAUAGUGCCGGGAGCUAUAUACAUUCUGACAUAUGCAUGCAUUUACGUAUAUAUAUAAAGCCUUAAAUAUAUGUAUAUAUAUGUAUAGACAUAUGUGUCCCCUAUAUAGCAUUUGUAUUACGCUUUAUUAAAUCAACCUAAGAGUUUAUUGCACAACGUGUGGACUAUAUAAAUGUGCAAAAUUCGCAACAACAAAAAAAUAAAAACAAAAGAACACGACGAAAAAAACAUACAAUAACUGCAACAACA
Messenger RNA from Drosophila virilis, 973 nucleotides. RefSeq lists its product as uncharacterized. The record is from RefSeq and is a predicted model, not a curated record. Lineage: Eukaryota; Metazoa; Arthropoda; Insecta; Diptera; Drosophilidae.